Messenger RNA from Chiroxiphia lanceolata (lance-tailed manakin), 5113 nucleotides. It is a transcript of the gene MANBA, whose product is annotated as mannosidase beta. The transcript has 23 exons. The record is from RefSeq and is a predicted model, not a curated record. Gene Ontology annotation, biological process: carbohydrate metabolic process; glycoprotein catabolic process. Gene Ontology annotation, molecular function: beta-mannosidase activity. Lineage: Eukaryota; Metazoa; Chordata; Aves; Passeriformes; Pipridae. The coding region runs from base 72 to 2720 and encodes 882 amino acids.
UUGCAAGCGCCGCCCCAGCUCUCCGCUCCUGGCGGCCGUGCUGGCUGUGCGAGGGGCGGGCGGGCGCGGCCAUGGCCUCCGCGGCGCUGCUGGUGCUGGCGGUGCUGGCGGUGCCGCGGGCGGCGGCCGCGGACGGCCCGGAGUGGCGCAGCCUGCGGGGGAGCUGGCGGCUGCGCAGCGGGAACGGCUCGGUGUCGCUCCGAGCGGAGGUGCCGGGCUGCGUCCACACUGCGCUGCUCCGCCGCGGCCUCAUCCAGGAUCCAUACUAUAGAUUUAAUGACGUGAUGUACAGAUGGAUCUCACUAGAUAACUGGACUUACAGCAGGACAUUUAAAACUCCUUUUGACAUCAGAAAGUGGCAGAAAGUGAAUUUGGUUUUCGAGGGAGUAGAUACAGUAGCACAGAUCCUGCUCAACAAUGUCACUGUGGGGAGAACAGACAACAUGUUUAACAGAUAUAGCUUUGAUAUCACCAGCGUGAUCAAAGAGGUCAAUUUUGUUGAAGUCCGUUUCUUGUCGGCCGUUUCCUAUGCAGCAGAGCAGAGCAGGUGUCACAAAGCUUACAGCAUCCCCCCCGCCUGCCCUCCACCUGAGCAGAAAGGAGAGUGCCAUGUGAAUUUUAUCAGAAAGGAGCAGUGUUCAUUUAGUUGGGACUGGGGCCCUUCUUUUCCCACUCAAGGAAUCUGGAAAGAUGUUAGGAUUGAGGCCUAUAACCAUUACCACCUGAUUUACUUUUCUUUAACUCCUUUCUUUGUAAAGAGUACACAGCAGUGGUGUCUUGAAAUUGAGUCUGUUUUUGCGGUAGUCAGCUCCAAGCCAAUUGCAGGUCGUGUGAUGGUGAACAUUCCCAAAUUGCAAACGCAACAAACAUUCACUGUGAAGCUUCAACCUGGAGAAGGCAGCAUUGUGCUGCUUGUAAACAUCAACAAGACUUCUGUAGUAGAGGCUUGGUGGCCAAAUGGACAUGGAAAGCAAACUGGAUACAACAUGAAAACAACUUUUAUCAUGGAGCCAGGAUACCAGAUUGAGAAAUUUUCAAAGGCUUAUUUUCGGACAGUAGAACUUGUUCAGGAGCCUAUUCCUGGCUCACCAGGUCUGAGUUUCUACUUCAGAAUCAAUGGCCGACCCAUUUUUCUGAAGGGCUCGAACUGGAUUCCUGCAGAUUCUUUCCAGGACAGGGUGACCUAUGACACAUUAAGGCUACUCUUGAAGUCUGCAGCAGAUGCUAACAUGAAUGCACUUCGGGUUUGGGGAGGAGGAGUAUAUGAACAAGAUGAAUUUUACGAUAUUUGUGAUGAAAUAGGAAUAAUGAUUUGGCAGGAUUUUAUGUUUGCCUGUGCGCUUUAUCCAACUGACCAGAAUUAUUUAGCAUCUGUAAGAGCAGAAGUUCUUCAUCAGGUGCGACGUUUAAAAUCUCAUCCAUCAAUUAUUCUAUGGAGUGGUAACAAUGAAAAUGAAGCAGCAAUUUCAAGCAACUGGUUCUCCAUACCUCGUGCCCAAAGAGAGAGAUAUAUCAGAGACUACCUGAUGCUUUAUGUGAAGAACAUACGAGAGAUAGUUCUUAAUGAAGAUAGAAGUCGUCCUUUUAUUGCAUCCAGUCCCACCAAUGGCUUGGAGUCAGUUAAAGAAGGUUGGGUCUCCCAGAAUCCUUAUGAUACCCAUUAUGGUGACACUCACUUUUAUGACUACGACAAUGACUGCUGGAACUGGACAAUGUAUCCUAAAACUCGUUUUGCUUCAGAAUAUGGAUUUCAAUCCUUGCCUUCCUUCAGUACAAUCAAAAAGGUUUCUUCUGCUGAAGACUGGUCUUACGUAAGCAAUUUUUCUCUCCAUCGGCAACAUCACGACAGUGGCAACGUUCAGAUGCUUCAAGAAGUUGGGUAUCAUUUCAAGCUUCCACAGGGCACAGAUCCUGUAAAGAGGUUCAAAGAUACAAUUUACCUCACUCAGGUGAUGCAGGCUCAGUGUACAAAAACAGAAACUGAAUUCUAUCGUGCUAGUCAAAGUGAAAUAAUCAGGGGAGAAGGACACACAAUGGGAGCUCUGUACUGGCAACUCAAUGACAUUUGGCAGGCACCUUCAUGGGCUUCCUUGGAGUAUGGUGGUAAGUGGAAACUGCUCCAUUAUUUUGCCCAGAACUUCUUUGCACCACUGCUGCCUGUGGCGUAUGAAGACCAAGGUGUGUUGUACAUUUACGGUGUCUCAGAUCUUCAUGGAGACCAGAAGCUGACUUUGAGGGUCGUUGUGCACACCUGGAGUUCUUUGGAGCCAGUGUGUACCCUUGCCAAGGAAGGUGUGAUUGUUAAAGCACAAAGUGCUGUGCCCAUCUACAAGGAGUCCAUAAGUGAUAUUCUGGAAAGAUGCAGAAAUUGUACCAGGAAAAGCUGUGUUAUCACUUUCUGUCUUGUGGGAGAAGAUGGCCUCCAGAGUCCUACAAACCAUUUCUUCCUUUCAUCACUAAAGGAUGCUGUAGGAUUAGAAAAGACCCAGCUUAGUGUUUCUGUAUCCAAACAAGAUGAUACUUAUAUAUUUGUUCUUCAGACCACCGCAAUUGCUCCUUUUGUUUCUCUGGAUGUAGGGAGUAUAAAAGGCAGAUUUAGUGAUAAUGGUUUCCUUAUGACUGAAAAGAAGAAAGUGGUUGUGUUUUAUCCUUGGGAACCUACCAGUGUUGAAGAACUAGAAAAUUCACUAACCUUGACCUCUCUGUUGGAUGUUGUCUGAAAAUACCUCGUUUCCUUCUAGUUACAUAAACAGUGAAACAGGAGGAGAAGAAAAAUUAAAACAGUUUUACUGAAGUUGAACUGACAUACAAUUUGAGCCAACUGGAGAAUAUACUGUCUGUUCCUGUCAUGUGUGAAUAUUAACUGUUGGUUCAAUGUAAAGAUAUCAGCAGCAAAGCUUACAUAUAAUAUAUGCGGUGUCCUGAAAGUACAUCCAUCUUUUUUCUAGUUUCACUAUGCUUUAAGUGGAAAUUCAUCUUAAGAUAACAGCAAGCUGUAGGAAUCUUUGGAAGCCAGCAGAAGUGGGGACUGAGCCUUUGGUGGUUACUUUAGAACUGCUCUGUUGCAAGGGGUGAUCAUCCAGAAGAGCCAAAAGCUGUGGACUGUGGGAGUGACACCCAGGUUACUGAAGACUGAAUUGAGCCAAGAGCAACCCUGUCAAAUCUCCAUCUUUGUGCCAUGAAAACUGGCUACAACUAUAUUAGGAGCUUUUUUCGUGCAACUGUGCUGCAAAAAUUAUGAAGAGACCGGCUAGAAACUGUAUCCUUUGAUUGUUCUGUGUGCCUUACCUCUUUUUUGAGUUCAUAUUAUGCUUUAAGGAGUGACUUUCAUCUGUAAAAGAAAAUCCUCACAACCCAGAAAAGCUCAGUCAGUCUUUCAUAGCGUCCAAUCCUGUGUAUUAAUAUGGCUGUAGAGCCCUGGUUAUUGUAUAUGGCUUGUAAAUUAAUAAAAUUAAAUGUACUUGAGGAAGGAAGCAGUGCCUAGGAGUUGCAUGCUGAAGUUGCCAUUGCUUCUGGUUCGGGUGGGAUUCUUCCAGUGCACUUUUGGUUGUGAAUUCACUUCCCUCUGACCAGGACGACACUGAUGUAAUUUUUAAUGUUGCAUUUGUUCCUGUAACUGCAUAUUGCUAAUUGAACAUUACUAUUCGGCUAUAUAAUUGCUUUGGACUGAACUUUCAUGUCCGUAGCCCAGGGCCAUUUUGCUCAGUGUUAGUGAUGACUUGCUGUUCAGAGAGUCUGAAUAAGUAAAACUCAGUUUGCGGAACGAGGUCUCCACACCGCUGUCACACGUGCUUUCGUUGUCUUGAAAUUUGCUGUUAUAAAGCUCACCUGAGGGAGAGAGAAAAAGGAAAUAUGUUAUUCUUGUGUGGCUUGAGUAUGCUGCUUUCAGAAAAGUCUAAGGAAUGCAAACCAACAGGGUCAAAGCUCUUCUAUAGGAAAAUGAUUCUAAUAUGAGGCAUUAUUUUAGGAAAAGCUGUGCUGAGUGUUUUCAGGCCACCAAAGCAUGUGAUCUGACAUAUUGCUGGCAGAGAUCAGCUUGCAGUUGGAGCUUGGAUGGGAUGAGAAGCCUGGUGCUCUGCUGACACUAAUGUUGUCACUGCACGUUGGUCAGGACUCUGCCCAGGUGUCAAAAGGUUCUCUGGUUCUCAGAUUCAGGCUCUGAGCAAAUGUACAGCUCCAGGAUGAGGCUCAUGUAACUUAACUUACAGAUUUCUUUUUGAGACAAAUAUUUGAACAAUUUUCAUCUGGUAAGUGAACCUGAAAUACGAACAAGUCAGCAGCAACCAUCACCUGUGCACUAUUCACAAAAGGAGUGCCUGACUGCGAGGGAUCAGUGUCCAAGCUGAAGUCCAUUCCUGUUGUAAAGGAGCAGAACCCCUCCUACCCUUCAAGAUUAAUCUAAAGGCGUAAUAUGUGUACAAGCACAUUUUGGGCCUAGCAAAUAUCUAUGACAAGAAAGUCACGCUGCGGUAAAAUAUUUCUGAAGCAGGUAGGCAGCUGAGGCAUUGUGUGUGAGUGGUGAUGACGACGGAAGAGCUUUUGCUGUACUCUUCUCCAGGUGAGAUGGACUGUGUGAGAUGGAUAGUGCUUCCUGAAUGACUUCAAUGGCUUCUGUGUGAUUCAUCUGUCUCAAAGCAGCGAUCAACUCCUGAACUGUACCACCAGAGACCUAAGAGAGAAGACACCAGAUGCUCACCAUCAUCCAGGCUGGUUAGAACUGAGGGCUCCUCACUGUCCAGGAGGACAGUGUUUCUACACGUCUGAAUGUUCUUGAUAACUUGUUACAGCCACGUUACCUCAUAGUUAUCUAGCAGAGUUUUUGAUGGAGAAGGGCUCAACCUGAAGGCAUUAUUAAGUAUGCCAAGACCCAGUUUUUGUGCUAGAGUGGACCAGUUUUUGGUAGGAUCAGGCACUUCCAAUAGUUGUAAAGCUGCAUCUUGGAACUUUCAUUCAGCUCUCUCAAGUUUCCUGGGGAACAGAGAAAUAUGUUAGUUUAUUAUUUACAGAAAUCAUGCACCAGUUCAUUUCUAAGCAGAAACAAAACUAAACUGAAGAGUAUAUUAGCGUCCAGUCCCAGUGUUUAUAAAUGUAUUGCUGUAAUAUUGAAAAUGUA